AUGAUGAUAGCUACGCAGAAAACAAAAAAGGCAAAAAAUGUGAAGAAUUUGGAUGUGAACAAAGAGGUUUCGCAAGGAAACCAUUCAAAAUCGAAUGAGGUGGGCUCAAAAGCUAACAGUAACAAGGCGAAAUCACAACCUAUUCCUGCAAUUGUAGGAAAGAUUUCAUCCAAGGGCUCAUCUCCUGAUGCGACACCAAAAGGAACGCCACUUGUGAGUGAGCAAGUGAUCCAAUCUCUUAGCAAGUCAUGUCUUUGGCUACAUGCUCGGGUUAGCAACUUGCCGGAUUCUUCCCCAAUAAAGGUGGAUUUGGAGAAGUCUCAAUUCCACUACCUAGGUGAAGAUUCAGCUACUUGGGUAUAUAAAGUGGAUAUUCGGGAAUUCCUCUGUGGAGCGAUGUUAAAUAUAUCUAUAUUACAAGUCUUCAUGAGUGCACUUUACGAAGAUUUACUUGGAUGUGAUUCUGUUUCGAAAGUUGGGUGGUUAUGCCCACAAGAGAUUCGUGAUGCCAAUUGCUUGCACAACCAUGCUGAAGCGAAUGAGUACAUUGAACGGAGUAUUAGACAAUGUGUUCGAUCGAGAGAUAAGUAUAUUAUUGCUCCAUACAUUGAAGAGUAUGUUUUAGUAUCUAAUUGA
Messenger RNA from Beta vulgaris subsp. vulgaris (sugar beet), 636 nucleotides. RefSeq lists its product as uncharacterized. The transcript is spliced from 3 exons. The record is from RefSeq and is a predicted model, not a curated record. NCBI's taxonomy places the organism in Eukaryota, Viridiplantae, Streptophyta, Magnoliopsida, Caryophyllales, Amaranthaceae. Bases 1 to 636 code for a protein of 211 amino acids.